Lymnaea stagnalis (great pond snail) is the source of this 1442-nucleotide messenger RNA. NCBI's taxonomy places the organism in Eukaryota, Metazoa, Mollusca, Gastropoda, Lymnaeidae. The record is from the annotation of a GenBank genome assembly.
GGAGUGUGGGGAGCGCAGAAGUGCACGAAAGAUGCGAACGGCGUCCUGAGGUACAAUGGUCUGCCGUGUGCCAGCACAACUCGCAACGACAAUGGACGUAAAGGAGCGUGUGGGUGUGGACCAAAAAACACAGGUAACUUUAAUUAUUAAGAGUAAGUUUGUAAAAAAAACUAUGUUAACAAAAUGCCGCUGUUAAAUAUACUAAAAAUCACGUGGAAAAUAACGCACCAGCAAAGUUGCACGAGAUUUCAUUUUUUUUUUUUUAUCAAAUGAUAUACAUUUUUUAAUGAAAGCUUUUGACAUAAGGUUUAAAUACACAUCGUUGAAAAUAUUCAUUCAGGAAAAUGGUUUACCAUAGAUUAGGUUACUUCUUUUAAAUUUAAAAAAAAAAAACGAGGCACCGGAGUAUUUAUAACGAAACUAUAAUUUGUCUCUUUUGUUAUCACUGUUAUAGUCAAAUUCAAACCAGUAACGUUUUAGUCCACAUAGCAAAAAUAAGGGGUCGUCCAUAAUUAUGUCAACAAAAUAUGGGGGGAGGGUAGAAAUGUUUGACAAUGGGGAGGGGGGGCUAGAUUAGUUGACUGGUUAUUACAUUAUUUUAACUAAUAAACAUGAGUGUAAAUUAAAAUAGUUACAUAAUUUUUAGUUAUAAAAAAUUUUGCAAUAAAUGUUUGUUCUUCAAUUUUAUGUUAUUAAAAUAGAUCAUCACAACGUAAAAUGUUGUUAUAUGUAUUUAUUUUAUAAUUUAUAUUAAUACUUUUUGUGGGGGGGGGGGAGGGGGUAGAAAUAUUUAUAAUAAUCAAUGAGGAGGGUCAUUAAAAGUUUGACAGUUGUUGACAGUUGUUGACAGUUGUUGACAGUUGUUGACAGUUGUUGACAGUUGUUGACAGUUGUUGACAGUUGUUGACAGUUGUUGACAGUUGUUGACAGUUGUUGACAGUUGUUGACAGUUGUUGACAGUUGUUGACAGUUGUUGACAGUUGUUGACAGGGUGAGGGGUAAACAAAUUGCUUAAAAAGUUGUUGACGUAAGUAAUGGACGACCCCUAAGUCCAGCCUGGAGCAGUUUAAUUUUUCUUUCAUUUAACCAAGGAAAGCAACAUACAACAAUAGUCUCCCUUAAUAUGUGUCUGCCCCAUAGCUUGAAAUACGUUACUAAAUAGCGAAUUCACAAUGAUGGAGCAUAUUUUUUUACACAACUAAUUGGAGUAAAUGAUGACAGAAAUCAACGAAACAAUUUUUUUAUCUUAUGUCAUAAUAUUUGCCAUUAAAUUGUAUAUGUACUGUUACUAACUAUGUUUAUGUAUUGUCGCAGACACCACUUUUACCUGGAACUUGGCUUCGUAUACUACCGCUGUUAAUGAACACUUCUUUCGUGAUAAUAACUUGUUCUGUGGCGCAACUUGUGGCGCGUGUGUGGAGUUAACUCCAACAGGUGGGUAA